Syngnathoides biaculeatus (alligator pipefish) is the source of this 1570-nucleotide messenger RNA. Its product is annotated as AP-3 complex subunit sigma-1. Lineage: Eukaryota; Metazoa; Chordata; Actinopteri; Syngnathiformes; Syngnathidae. Gene Ontology annotation, cellular component: AP-3 adaptor complex; intracellular membrane-bounded organelle; membrane coat. The coding region runs from base 359 to 940 and encodes 193 amino acids. Gene Ontology annotation, biological process: Golgi to vacuole transport; intracellular protein transport. The transcript has 6 exons. The record is from RefSeq and is a predicted model, not a curated record.
UCAAAGUUGACGGAUGAUUCAAAGAGUUAAAAUUGGCGUUGUUGUGUGUUUGUUUCCGCCUUAUUUUUUGGGAGGGGCCGGUAAGUUUGACCCUUCCCAGCCGCCGUCGCGAGCAGGUUAGCGAUGGGGCGGGGGGGGGGGGGGGCGCUUUCCUUGACGUGGACGCUCAUUUCCGUAAAGAGACGAUGGAGCAAUAGCGGCGCGUCGAGUCCGAGCGAUCCCCGCAUUAAUCUUAAAUCGAGACGGGAUUUGGCCGUCAAUCCCGUUUCGUCUUGACGGGAGUCGCACGCGGAGCUUUUUGGCCUUUUUUUGCUCCCGCCCCGCCUCCUCCACCGCCUCCCCCAGCUCGGCUACAAUCAUGAUAAAAGCAAUUUUAAUAUUCAAUAACCACGGCAAGCCGAGGCUGUCCAAAUUCUACGAGCAUUACAGUGAAGACACGGAGCAGCAGAUCAUCAGGGAAACCUUCCACUUGGUGUCCAAAAGAGAUGAGAACGUCUGCAAUUUUCUCGAAGGAGGAAUGUUGAUCGGGGGGUCCGACUACAAGUUGAUCUACAGACACUACGCCACGUUGUACUUUGUGUUCUGCGUGGAUUCCUCAGAGAGUGAACUCGGAAUUUUAGACUUAAUACAGGUAUUUGUGGAAACGCUGGACAAGUGCUUUGAGAAUGUCUGCGAGCUUGACCUCAUUUUCCACGUAGACAAGGUUCACAACAUUCUGGCAGAGAUGGUGAUGGGCGGGAUGGUGCUGGAGACCAACAUGAACGAGAUCAUCACGCAGGUGGACGCCCAGAACAAGAUGGAGAAGUCGGAGGCUGGUAUUGCAGGAGCGCCCGCUCGCGCCGUGUCAGCGGUGAAGAACAUGAACCUCCCGGAAAUGCCCAGAAACAUCAACAUCGGCGACAUCAGCAUCAAAGUGCCAAAUUUGCCGUCGUUCAAAUAGCGGCACGCGGACGGCCCGCUGCCCGGAGAUGUCGGCCCGAUGUUUCAACGCGAUGCAAUCUGUUUACCAAAACCUCUUACUAAACCUAGUUUUAUCAAAUAAUGGAAGUACUGUGUGAUGUAGAGAAGAAAAGGAAAAAAAAACAAAAACUCUUGGGCUGCUUCGUUUUUCUUUAAAAAAAAAAAAAAUGUUUUCUGCAUUUUUUUUGUUGCAAAAUCAAAAUAUUUAUUUCUCCACGGUACUUCACUAACCCACCCUGUGAUGUUAUGAUAGCUGCUACUCUUCACGUCCUUCUACGUCCAACUGAAGUUAUUUCUCCAACUUGAGUGUUUACUGAAUUUCUAAGAAGAAAUGAAGAUCGAAGGAUGCGGAAAGUAGUUCGUUCCAGAUCAAUAUAAUCGACGGGACCAGUUGGGAUCAAUACAGUAUUGGCAAAAGUGACACUUUUUGCCUUGUGUGAAACCAAACAAAAUGUGGAAGAAUAUGAUGACAUUGCUGAUAUGCUGUCUUACAGAAUUAUGGUCAUGUAUUCUGAAUUUAUAUUUUGUAUCUGUUCAAAUAAUUAGCUUUCUGUGCAUGAUUAUUUUGUCUGCCUUUUACUUUUACAACAUAAUAAAUGAUUGAAACGGA